Lutzomyia longipalpis is the source of this 2497-nucleotide messenger RNA. RefSeq lists its product as uncharacterized. Lineage: Eukaryota; Metazoa; Arthropoda; Insecta; Diptera; Psychodidae. Bases 418 to 2289 code for a protein of 623 amino acids. The transcript is spliced from 3 exons. The record is from RefSeq and is a predicted model, not a curated record.
CAAAAAAAGAAUAAAAAUAAUAUUUUAGUCUCCAAGAUGAGGAAACUAUAACUUGUUUAAAUCUACUUAAUAUAAUUAUCUAGUAAACCUAGUAUCCAUAACUUGAUUUUACAUAGUGCCUAGGGCUUGAUCAAAAGAACAAUUUUUGAAUUCUUAAGCAAUGCAAAUUUGACAAACUAACAAAAUCUCAUGAUCUUAUGACUUAAAUAAAGAAUUAAUAAUAAGAAGAAAAAGAUUCUCAUGAUUAAAUUAGGCAUAAUUUCUGGAGACACAGUUUUGCCUUACUCAUAAAUAUAACUGGACAAUAAACUCAUUUAAAAUUCCUAGUCUGUUCGGCUCCGCCAUAUAAAAGAUUGAACUCAUCUCGUUGCCCUUCUAGUCUAAAAAAAGCCACAUUUGUGUGAAGAAGCUCUGACCAUGGCAGCUAAAGUGCUCCUCUUGCUUGCCAUUGCGUGCAUUCACUUUGCAAAUACUUUUCCAUCUUCUGGACAAGUAACAACCCUAUAUAGUUGGGAAUCUUUUGCCUUUGAAGAUCUACCCCAUAGUCAAUAUUCAAAGGUGAACGGGUACAAUUACUAUAUCAGCAAGGAUGUUGUUCCAUCUGCUGUAUCGUACCACGAUAAAACGGGAUGUUUGUUCUUUGCAAUUGCAAGAUCACAUCCAGGUAUUCCAGCUACGAUAACUUACGUUAGUACCAUGGAUUAUCAUCAAACUUACUCACCCCCUCUAAGAGCUUUUCCAACGUAUGAGGAUAACUAUAUUCCCGGAUGGUUUGGUGUUAAUGAUCUCGAUGAUAAUUAUGCUUACAAAAAUAAUAUUUAUCCGGAUUAUGUGAAAGUGAAACAAUUUAUGAAGGAUGAUGAAGAUGCAGUUAGAAGGCAGGAUGAGGCGGAAAAAGGGAGUGAAGACAAUGAAAAUGUUGCUCAACAAGAUGGAGAAGACAAUAAAGAAUCGGAGAAUGUUAAGAACAAAGAAGGAAUGAUAGAAAUGAAGAUGGAGAAAGAAGUAGACAAGAUUAUAAACGAGAAAGAAGUGAAUAAAGGUGAUUCCGAAAUUAAAGAAAAUGAAGAAGAUGGCAACGAAGUGAGAAAGAAGCCUGGAAUUCAUCACAAACCAAUCUACAGUCACAGUAAUAGUCAUCAUCAUGGAAAUGUCGUUUAUUUACCUCUUCAAACUACAACAACAACUACGACUACAACGACGACGACAACAACCAAAGCUCCGAAGCAUACGUACAAACCAACGUACGAGCCAACGUAUGAGCCAACAUACAAGCCAACAUAUAAACCAAAACCUACGACAAAAUCUCCCCCAAAAUCAACAUACAAGCCGACAUACAAACCGCUAACAAAACCUCCCCCACGAGAUGUUUAUCACUUCAUUUCCGUUUACUACAGCGUCAUGGAUAACAGGUGUGAUCGUCUCUUCUUCCUCGACUACGGACAAUACCGCCUGUUUGGUGAAGCAGUCUUUAAUCGUCCUCCAGUUCUGUGGGCCUUCAAUAUUUACGAAUGCAACCCAAAGGGUGUGGAUAACCCCCCUGUGCUCAAAGUCACAAUCCCAGCAGAUAUGGUUGAGACCCCAUCAGGAUUUAGCACCUUCGCCGUGGAUAUUUACGGCACUUGCAACGAGUUUGCAGUGUAUAUGGCGAAUUGCUACGAUAACACCAUCAUUGUCUAUGAUAAUGUGAAAAAGAGCUUCUGGUACUUUGAACAUGAGACCUUCCAACCGGGGGCAGAGAGGUCAUUAGUCGAUGGACCCCUACCUGAAGAAGAUUCCUACAAUUUCGGAGUUAUGGGCUUAGCUUUGGGGGCAGAAACUAAAUACUCCUAUAGAGAUCUCUACUAUUCUCCUGGCUCAAGUUAUGGGCUCUUUAAGACUUCAACAAAAAUCCUGCGAGAUAAAUCUCUAGCACCUGGAGAUUCUACAUCUCCUAACUUUUCCUUCGUCGGUUAUGGAGGACAGGAUAGUCAAUCGAUAAUGGCUUAUGAUACAAAAACACAGGUCUUGUUCUUUGUUCACCUGCUCUCAAAUACGCUGCAGUGUUGGAAUACAAAUACACCCCUUGUGGAGGGUAGUGUUGUCACCCUUUUCAGUGAUUUGGAAUUUGGGGCUGAUAUUUUGAUUGAUGCUAAAAGAAAUUUGCGAUUCCUUCUCUACGAUGGACGCGGAUUGCCAUACUUUGAAACAGGAAGAAAAGAAAAAUCUUUCUAUCGCCUCUACAAAGUUUCAAUUGACGGCAUCAUCGCUGGGACAGCUUGUGAUCCAAGCAAUGUUCAAGAUUCUUAGUAAAGUUACUAGGAUGGAAAGUAUACGGAGUUAGUAUAUUCAUAAUUCUUUGUACAAUUUUAAAUAGAUAUUUGAAAUAUUUUUUUUUAUGGCAAAAUGUCUUAAAAUUUAUAAAGUUCUUUUUACGAUCAGUAAAUUAUUUCUUUUUUAAUAAAAUAAAGAGGAUUGUAAAAAAGAGAAAGAAAAAUAAAUCGUCAUGAUCGUCAUA